Ctenocephalides felis (cat flea) is the source of this 1506-nucleotide messenger RNA. RefSeq lists its product as uncharacterized. The coding region runs from base 13 to 1506 and encodes 497 amino acids. Lineage: Eukaryota; Metazoa; Arthropoda; Insecta; Siphonaptera; Pulicidae. The transcript has 3 exons. The record is from RefSeq and is a predicted model, not a curated record.
GUUUCAUUAAUAAUGCCGCGACCAAGACGAUCGAAUCUUUCCCGACAAAGCAGUAAUGCAAGAAGACUGCAAAAUACUGUAAAUGCAAGAACUGAAGAACAAGAAAGAAUUGCACGUGAACAGCAACGCGAAAGAAUGGCUCGACUUCGUGCUCGAGGUAACAACAUAGAUCAACAAAUAGUUAACUUGCGAUGCAGAAGAAGAAAUUUGAAUCGAGAAGCAUUUCAAUACGAUUGCAGCUAUGAUUAUAGCUUGCAUCCUAGCGUCUGCAUUGGCAAAAUGGACGUAGUUUGCAAGUAUUGUGGUGCAUUGAAGUUUUCCCAAGAAACGCCUGGAUUAUGCUGCCUUAAUGGUAAAGUCAAAUUGCCAUCGUUGACUCCGCCACCUGAACCAUUGUAUUCAUUGCUUUGUGGCGAAACACAAGAAUCACGCCACUUUCUUGCUAAUACUCAAAAAUACAAUGGUUGUUUCCAAAUGACGUCAUUUGGAGCAGAUAUUAUCGAAGAACGAGGAUUUAAUCCGACAUUUAAGAUACAAGGACAAAUUCAUCAUCGAAUUGGAUCAUUACUACCUUUUGAAGAUACACAGAAUAAAUUUUUACAAAUAUAUUUCAUGGGCAACAGGGAAGAACAACUUGAUCGACGACUAGAGAUCAAUGCAGGAAUGAAGCGAGCAAUUCUUCAAGACUUACAGUGUCUGCUUCAUGAACAUCAUGCGUUGGUCUGGUUGUUUAAGAGUGCUUUAGAGCUCAUGCCAAGCGAUGACUAUAAAGUUGUCAUCAGAGCAGAUAAACGACCAUCUGGAACACACGAAAGGACAUUUAAUGCUCCAAUAGUAGACGAAGUUGCCAUCCUGAUUGUUGGUGAACAAUUGGAAAAACGCGAUAUUGUGCUUUCACGUCGCGACACUGGGCAACUGCAACAAAUAUCUGAAACACAUCGAUCAUAUGACUCAUUGCAAUACCCGCUGAUGUUUUGGCAAGGAGAAGAUGGAUAUUAUUAUAAUAUUAAAAUGAAAAAUCCAUUGAAUGGCGAAGAAACUACAAAGAAUGUUAGCUCAAUGAAUUAUUACGCAUAUCGUUUGAUGAUUCGUCAUAAUGCUGACAACUAUUUGCUGCGGUUUCGUCGAUUGUUUCAGCAAUAUUGCGUUGACAUGUAUGUUAAAAUAGAAACGGAACGUUUAAAUUUCAUUAGGUUCAACCAAGCCAAACUGCGUUCUGAGGAGUACAUCCAUUUACGUGAUGCAGUUAGUACUGAAGGAAAUGCAGCUAAUAUUGGCCGAUUAACUAUUCUGCCGGCGACAUACAUUGGUAGCCCACGACAUAUGCAUGAAUAUGCACAAGAUGCAAUGACAUAUGUUCGUCAUUACGGUCGACCAGAUCUUUUCAUAACUUUUACCUGCAACCCAAAAUGGAUAGAAAUUACUGAAUUGCUGCUUCCCGGACAAACAUCAAGUGAUAGGCACGAAUUACAGCACGUAUAUUCAGGCAAAAAAUUCGGUCCCUGA